Phoenix dactylifera (date palm) is the source of this 680-nucleotide messenger RNA. It is a transcript of the gene AGP13, whose product is annotated as arabinogalactan protein 13. NCBI's taxonomy places the organism in Eukaryota, Viridiplantae, Streptophyta, Magnoliopsida, Arecales, Arecaceae. The record is from RefSeq and is a predicted model, not a curated record.
AAAAGCAAGCGAGGCGCCAGCGGGACUUUCUCUCCCCCCGGGCAGCCCGGGCAGCCUGCCCGAAGCACCUUUCCCCUCUAUAAAUCCCCUCCCCCCCUCCAGUAGCUCUCUACGGAAUUCCUGCAAACACCUAGCGAUCUUCUUUUCUCUCCCUGUUCGCUUAGUUAUUAUUCUUCUCUGAUCCCAAAUGGAGGCUGGUUUGAAGCUAAGGUUCUUCGCCGUGGCCAUGCUGGCCGUCGUGAUGGCCUCCUCCCUCGUGGAGAAGGCGGCCGCCGCCGACGCCCCAGCCCCCAGCCCCACCUCCAGCGCCUCCGCCGCCGCCCCCGCCCUCGCCUCCCUCGCCACCAUCGCCUUCGGUUACCUCUUCUGCUGAACGGAGAGAGCGUCGUCUUCGGAUGCGGAUGCCUCGCUUCCGUUGUAAUUUGUUCAUCUAAUUUUGUUUCUGGUUUUGUUUCAUGACGGCUGGUCGGGUUUCAUUUCGGGGGGUUGGCGGAAGAUGAUGACUCAUCCGGUGAGGGAUUGGUGGGGUGGGGAUGUAACGUAUGUGUAUGGGUGUAUGUAUGUGUAUGCAUGUGGUGGAUCUGCGCAUUGUAUCAUGGUGUUGAUGCUUAUGUGAUUUAUUUCAUUCAUUGGUGUUAGAGAAAUAAAAUGUUGUAUUUUGGUAGCAUUAUUGUUGGCAU